This is a messenger RNA of Jaminaea rosea, 4141 nucleotides long. RefSeq lists its product as hypothetical. The transcript has 3 exons. The record is from RefSeq and is a predicted model, not a curated record. Bases 81 to 3902 code for a protein of 1273 amino acids. Lineage: Eukaryota; Fungi; Basidiomycota; Exobasidiomycetes; Microstromatales.
AUUACCUUUCUCCUCAAUCGUCUACGCAGCGCGCCAUGCGUUGAUGUGAGGCAAUUUGACAGGCCUGCCCUUCAUCUGACAUGGCGAAUCAGACGCCGCAGCUGCCGGCCAUGGUCACUACUCACCCUUCGCCUGGCUCGACGGGAUCAUCGCAGCCCAGCGCCCCUCAUCCUCACUUUGCAGAUGGCGAUGCCUGCGAGCGCCACUCGACGAGGUUGUCAACUCUUCUGAGAAGGCGCAAGACGAAGAAUGGCACUGUCGAAGAAGCUGCGAGUGAAAAGGACGAGCGAGAUGACGACGACAAGAAGACUCGCGCUGCCUCUCUAGCUGCCCGGCUGCAUAUUUGGCCUCUGCCGGCCCACGUCGCCUGGUUCAUCCCGCCCUUCAAGUCAUGGACAAAGAUGAAGCCUGUCCUGCGCUCAGCACUCAUCGCAUGGAUAGCGAUGUUCUUUCUCGUCAUCAAUCCUGUUGAGCGCUACCUAGGCAACGCUUCGUUCCUCGUCCUCGUCUUUGCCCUGCUCCAACCAGCAGAGCUGCCUCUCACAGGCAUCCUCGAAAGGGAGCUCUUCAUGCUCCUCUUUGGCGUCAUAUCAUGGGCCUGGACCUGUGUGGCGAUCAAGAUCUCCUACGCAGCGCGCAAGAACAAAGUGCCCGCUUCUCAGGCCAAUCUGCGCAGCAUCUUCAUGGGCGAGUACAUUGAGGCGGCCCCGUCUAUCGUGUGCUGCCUCUUCCUCGCAGCGGGAUCGCCCGUCUGGCUCUACCUCAAGGUCCGCUUUGGUCCAUCUCCCUUCGUCUUCUCUGCCAUCAUCGCAGCGUUGGCGCUCGACAUCUUUCUCACCGAUAUUCCGCUCUUUCCCUACCCAAACUACCUGGUAGGCAAAGCGGUGCUUCUGCCCAUGGCAAUCAAGUCGGCCGUCACGCUCAUCGUAUCCGUCGUCUUCUUUCCCAAGUCGGUCAAUUCGCUCUUCGUAGACCGUAUUGUACUCGUGCUCAAGCCGCUGAGCGCUGCGAUCAGGGCACAAGAGGAGAUGUUCAAAUCGUCGCCCCUGGAUCCCGAGUUCGACUUUCUGCGCGUACGCACGACUAUUGGACAGAGCGAGCGAGCCAUUCCCCUCGUCGCUGCAGCCACGCGCCUACUCUCCCGCGAGAUCAGCUUCGGCCUAGCAUCAGGCGAAGACCUCCGUACCGUAGAGCGGCAUGUUCGCGCGUUGGUAGCACCUGCAAACGGAUGGGCGCAGUAUUUCGCCCUGUUGCAGCGAGACCUUCGCAUUGGCCACUUCACGAGCGAUGCACCUGCGCAGGAGAAGUCCAAGUCCGCCACUCACACCGCACCGCACACUGCACCGCCCAGUCGACCACCGAGUCGACCCCCCUCUCCAAGUGCCCCGGGCACGCCUCGACAUUCGCAUAGUCGCCCGCCGAGCCGGCCGGGUACACCACGCCUCGAAACGUCUACGGAGCCGGGCACGCCUCAUCCCUCGCGGCCUAGCUCAAUCCAUCGGCAUGGCCACCAUCACCAUCAUCAUGACCGAGGAGGACGCGUGGCCGCUCUCCUCGCGAAAGCUCCCAUCUACUCUCACCUGCAGCAGCGCCAUUCAUACCAGGGGAGCGGAAGCGGACCCGAUACCCCUUCCAGUGCCGCUCGCCUACGAGGCGGCUUCUUUUCCGGACACCACACACCCGAUCGCCAACCCGUAGGCGUCUGGGAGUCUCUGCGCUUCUCCGAGAUCGAUCAACGUCUUCACACCAAGUCGGCUGACUUCAUCACCGACCAAGUUUUUGGUCUGUUGGGUGAAAGCAGCGAAAAGAUCAUGGAGGCGAAUGCGGCUGCGCUCGACUAUAUUGUUGAAUGGCUUGCAACGCUCAACAAGCAGCGGUACGCCUUGCUUCUUGCGAGAUUCACGGGAAGGAGGGUAGAGGCGGGAACCAAGGAGGGGAAGACUCGCAAGCCUACAUUGGAGGUGAUUGCCGAGUUGGAGGCUGCGCUUGACGCUUUCAAGACAAAAGAGAGACUGCAGGUCAUCGAUCUGUUUAAGCCGUCGGUAGAGCACCCUGGAGGAAGCAAGACCUUGCCGCAUCGCUAUCUCUUCCAGGCUUUUGUACACCAGCACACGAACAUAGUCUUCACGGACCGCCUGCUCGUUCUGCUGCGCUACCUUGAGCAGUUAGAAAGGGAACGUACGCGAGGGAGAAUUUGGUGGCCGUCAUGGCCGCGCUUCCUCACUCGGCAGGCAUGGGCAAAUGCCGUCGGCAAGGACAGAAGUGGGGGCGGUGCAGCUGAUGCGCGCGACAGGACGAGCAGGGAUGAUGUUUACCACGAUGAUGAUCAUCACCCAGAGAACGAUUGGUAUCAGAGUGGUCUAGGCGGAGCUUCGCCGCGUGACCCGGACUGUCUGGAGCCGACGAGCGGGAUGCAGAGACUGGGCACUUCGAUUCAUCGCUGGCUGGGCAAGGCCACUUCUGGCAAUAUGCUCUUUGCGCUCAAGGUUGGCGUGCUGACGGGACUGGUGUCGAUGCCCUUCUUCUUCAAGAGGUCGGCUGGCUGGGUGCAGAAGGAGAAAGGCCUCUGGACUCUCUUCAUGGCCCAAGUCACCUUCGGCCGUCAUCGAGGCGACUCUAUCUCACAGCUCGUAGCGCGAAUAGUCAGCACAGUGGCGGGCGCAAUCGUCGUCCUUCUCAUCUGGUACAUCUCCAGUGGCUCCGGCCGUCCAAGCCCAUAUGCGAUGAUGGUCGUGUGGGGCAUCGCGGUUGUGCCCAUCUUCGUGUUCCGGCUCUACUGGCCUUUCUCUCCGCAGACCUCGCUGAUUACCGCCUUGACAAUUGCUGUCACGCUGGGCUACUCUUGGAAGGACAGCCGUAACCCUGCCCCAUACACGUCUCCAGGGUACGGAUGGGAAGUAGCUUGGCGACGCCUUCUCGAGGUCGUACUGGGCGCAACAGCUGCGGUCAUCUGGUCAUUCGUCCCGCCUUCCUCGACACUUCGACAAUACUUGCGCGAGUCACACGCGGCGGCCAUUCACAGAGCAGGAGCGCUUCACUGCCGUUACUUAGCUUUCACCCUCGAUCAUGAGGGUGAGGACCCGGCCAAGUUGAGCGCAGAUCUCGUGUCGCUUCGCGUGAAGUUGAGGACGUUGGAUGCUAGGAAGGCGCAGGUUGCUUAUGAGACUGCACUCAGGGGGCCGUGGCCAAGGGAGAGGUACGAGCAGCUCUUCGAAAUUCAGCUCGCCCUCUCAAAGCUCCUCACAGCUGCCGUGAUCGUCUCUCAACAGCUCGGCCCCUCCUACAGCAAAGCUCUGCUGCGACGCACCAAGUUCGCCCGACAAGCUUUCAUGGCGGACGUCCUCGCCAUCUACUCAAUCUGUUCCACGGCCCUCCGAACGGCUCAGCCUCUGCCGCAGAACUCGCCUGUGCUAUUCUCGCGCUACUUGAGUAACGCGGGAUUCUUGUUCGGGGACGAGAGCGAUGAUGAGGAGAGUGAGGCCGAAGAGGACGGCGAGGAGGUUGAGGGAAAGGAGGGAGGGAUGCCUAAGCGGCUGACGGUCGAGGUCCUCGAGAGCCAGGAGUACCUGAGCUUUGCCGUAGGUGUCAUCACGCUUUCGGGGAUCGUGAUGUUGCUUGACCGCCUGAUUCUGGCUACGAAGCAGCUCGUGGGUGAGAGCUUCGAGCUGCCGCCCGAGCUGUUCCACGAGAAGAAGAGGCGCAAAGAGAGGAAGACGCGAGGUAGAGAGAGGCGCAAAGACGAGGCAGGCAAAGGUCAUCAUGGUGAUGAGCAUCUAGAGCGGGGCGACGAACGCCAGGAGCAGAUCUUUGGCGGUACCGCCGAGCAGGGUGGAUCGCGCGACGAGAAGCGACAGGACGGCCCAGGUCCCGCCGUUGCCCCGCGAGGAGAGGAAGCAGCCUAGUGUUCGGCUCACACUUCACCGCAUGUACAUAUUGGAAGCUCCUGUCAUCUGUAAUUGUACAUUUACACGCCAUCACUUUUCGUCCUUCACCCUCACAACGGCCUUGCCCCACGUCUUCCUGGCGGCGAGAUCGCCAAGCGCCUCAGGCAAGCUCUCCAGACCCUUGUACUGCUUGUCGGUGAAUACGGUAGCCUUGAUCGUCUUCUUUGCGAACAUUUCGAGGAGAGCAUUCCAUGCUU